UGUCCAGUUCCUCAUCAUUGGAAGGAGUAAGUGUUACUCCAUCCUCAGUCAUUGAGCAGCUUUCGAGUGAAGUGUUUCAGAAGAAGGCAACCAACAAAGUCAGAAAAAUACUGAUCAAAUCUGUCAAUCUCUUCCCCAGCGAAGUCGGUUCAAGCCAGAAAGAUUCUCAUAUGUCGCCAGCAUUAUCCACCAUUUCCUCAAAGCAUACAGAUUCAGUUGCUAAUGAAAUUAUUGGAUCAAAUGCAAAUGAUAUGAAGAGCAUUUUCCUGCUCACAGAGUCUCCUACUACUCUAUGGCAGGCAGACUCUAUGCUUCAACUGAGUGAUGAGAAACCCUCAGAAGACACGAAUGCUGCAGCUGUAAGCCCCCAGACUGGUGUGGAAGUAUCUGAGAAGAAAAUGUGGAUAACUGCAAAGACUAUUUACCACAAUAUGAAGGCAAAGAUGAGGAAUUAUUUCUCAUUCCAAAGACAAGCCAAAGCAACGAAGGCAGAGUGGGAAUUUUCACUCCCUGGCACUCCCAUUCCUUCUGAGUUACCUGUGAGUCCUGCUCAGCCCAUUGUAAGAUGCUCAGUCAUUGACAUGAGCAAAUCUACUAAGCCAAAAACAAUGGUGUGUGAUGCAAGAAUAAGCAUGUUUGCCAUAGCCGAUACUAUCAUGAAGAAGGAAUAUCCAGAGGCAGAAGGGCAGGUUACGUCUCACCCUGAUCUAACAGAUGCAAUAGCUAGAUUGGAGGAGCUCAUAUCUCAGGGUAGGAUUGGUGCUCUCUCCCGUGAUCUCAGUCACCAAGUCAACCGCAUCAUUUCUGAUAGCAACUUGACCCCUCUGGGACUGACAGUGGCGGCUGGAAAGAGUGCAUCUGAUACCAUCCUUUCGAAUCUGAAGAGGAAUGACAUGUUGGGGAAGCCCACAACUUACGAGCUGGUUCAGCUGUUUGUAGAGGAGUCUGUUAAGUGCCUCCUGCUUCCUAGUUUUGUGCCCUAUUCAACUUCAAUGACUUUGGUUCAGGGGGCCAAGGUGUUGGCUAGAGUGUCUGAAGAUAGAAUUUCAUGCUCUUCUUCUUCAUCAGUAUUUAGUGACACAGUCAGUCUCUUUACCAAAGUUAUGGUAAGCCAGGUCAUGUACUCUGUGGAUUCUGAUGCAGAAAGUAGAGGAUCCUCUCCAACUGAAUCUCUCCAAACAUCUGAAACCACUAUAUCUGAUGUAGGCAAUCGCCUUCUGGCGUCAUUAUGGCAACAAGCGAGACCUCCAAUGCAGCACAAAUCUUAAAGGCCAACAUUGAUGGAGAGGAAGUGGAUACCACCAGUCAUUCUGGUGUAGCUCAAAACAUUGUCUGGGACGAUAUGUCAACCAGCCCAGACAUGGUCAAAGAUGUCCCACUUCCAACCCCAUCCUCUGAUAACUUGGGCAGUGAUGACGACGUCACCGGCCUCAUCAGCAUGUUAGUAAUGAGAAUUCUAACAAAAAUCCAAACCCCAGCAGAAGAUUACCCAGUUGACAUCACACGCAAGUCACAAGACCUGAUCCCCAAAGUUAUGGAGGUCUUCUGUGCAUGGUCAGGCUGCUCUGAGACACAAGCCUAUCCAGAGACCUUGAGGAUUCAUAAAGUCUACAGAGUCGUCUAUAAAAAUCUGUUGGGGGAGUUUGGCUCUGAGAAAAUCCUCCAACAGGCCUUGUCGACUCAGGACUCUUCAUUUGAUAGGAUUUGAGUGAAGCGCUUCUCCACAGAUGUAAUGAGGCAUUGAGGGCAGCCUCAAGAACAUCAGUCAAAACCACCGGGCCUCAGGCUCUUCCACUGGCUGAGGAUGUGAGGGCAAGCAGCGGGAAAUGAUCUUUUCUACAAAGGCUGGUCAGGCUGACAGGCAACUUAAAGGUACAGCAAACAUAUUUAAAUGAACAGUUGUGGGAGAUAAUGUCAGUAAACAAUGCUAUUCAGUGUAAAAAAUAUAAAACCGUCCAUUCAUUCCAAAACCAAUCAUAAAUGUUGUUGUGCUGGUGUGGUAGGUGUGAUUGUUAUCAUCAUGAGGUUGUUCAGCUGUGACAUUUCUUUAAACAUGUUUUUGUGUUUAAAUACUUAGCUAUUCAAGAAGGGGAACAAGAAGGAUUCCCACCACUCUGAGUCAGAACAAGUACAGACCACUGCUGAAGAUGGCAUGCUGCCCAGCAUAGUGCCACAUGCUGCCAUGUCUGCACUGCCAAAGGAUCUCCCCACCGGCUCCCAACAGGAGACGCCUCACAAACGUCCACUUCUCGUCAGGAUGUUUUCUGCCAUCUCCAAAGGCCUGUUCAAGCCCUUCAAACAGUCCUUAAAGACCAAGUAACUUAAGACAAUUUAUUAAACGUCAUUCAUUGC
This is a messenger RNA of Oncorhynchus keta (chum salmon), 2352 nucleotides long. RefSeq lists its product as uncharacterized. The transcript is spliced from 2 exons. The record is from RefSeq and is a predicted model, not a curated record. Bases 171 to 1268 code for a protein of 365 amino acids. Lineage: Eukaryota; Metazoa; Chordata; Actinopteri; Salmoniformes; Salmonidae.